Molecule: messenger RNA, 1396 nt
Organism: Nelumbo nucifera (sacred lotus)
Lineage: Eukaryota; Viridiplantae; Streptophyta; Magnoliopsida; Proteales; Nelumbonaceae
Product: transcription factor bHLH148
Biological process (GO): regulation of DNA-templated transcription
Molecular function (GO): protein dimerization activity
Source: RefSeq, a predicted model, not a curated record
UGCUUUUAAACGAUUUAUUUAGACGGAGGAGGAGGUGGAGAGGUGAAGGAGUUAUUGCGAGUGCGAGAAACCGAAACCGAGCAGCGGAGCAGAGCGGAGCUCAGGCUCAGCACCCACACGAACUCCGAAGGCCGAACCCACUUCAAAUAUUCCUUGAACUCAACAUCAGACCAACCUUCUCUGCUUCUCGCUCUGCUUGUUUGCUCUUCUCUCUGCCUGCGUUAGCCUUUCAAUCUUCUUGCUUACUGAUCCAUCGGCUUGAUCGGUCGAUGGAUUUCUUCUGAAACCCGGUGGACGUCACGGGCGAGAUUGUCUUUUUCUUAAGGCGCUCUCUCUUAUUAGAUAAGAGUACUCGCUGCUCUUAUCACCUUUUCUUCAUUUCAAGCUCCGUUUUCUCAGUAAGAUAGAUAAAUAGAGAUUCCGAUUCUUCAUUCGGGAGAAUCUCGUGAUUCGUGCUUCGAUCCCCUCUCCUCUCCAUCGAAUUCGCAGUUGAAAAAAAGAACGAAACUUUCGGUUCGGUUUUGGUCUGAUUGAUGGCAUCACCUCUGAUCUCGAAUCCCGAAGCCAACUCCGACAGAUCGAGAGAGUCGAAAAAGAAGAAGAGGAAGAAAACCGCAAAUCAGAACAACCAAGACCAUACCAAAUGGAAGAACCGUGCGGAACAACAGGUUUACUCCUCGAAGCUUCUAGAAGCUCUGCGUCAAGUGCGCCGGAAUCAAUCACCGGCGUCGGGCUCUUCCUCGGAGGUCCCUCUUCGUGGCCGAGCUGUACGCGAGGCCGCCGACCGAGUCCUGGCCGUCGCGGCCAAAGGGCGAACGCGAUGGAGCAGAGCCAUCCUAACGAACCGGUUGAAGAUGAAGUUGAAGAAGAAGAAGCCCAGGGUGGCGGUCACCGGCAACCCUCGGUCGAAGAAGCAUGGAGUUAGCAUUCUCCGUUUGAAAGAGAAGAGAUUACCGGCGUUGCAACGAAGGGUGCAUGUACUCGGACGGUUAGUUCCCGGUUGCCGGAAACUCUCGUUUCCAGACCUCCUAGAAGAAGCUACGGAUUACAUUGCUGCCUUGGAGAUGCAGGUCAGAGCCAUGACCGCUCUGACCGAGCUUCUCUCUGUCACCGGCAACGGCCCUGGCACCGAGUUUAGCUCGAACCGGCCCACGCCGAGUUGACCACGAACCAACGGCUUAACAUGCCAGGUGUCCUCCUUUUCCUCGUUCUUUCUUUCUCUCUUUCUCUCUCUCUCCCCCCCCCUCCCUUUUUUGUCUUUUCUAAUGUUUCCUGAUUUUUUUCCUUAAAAAAAAUUCAUGUAUUCUAUUGUAUACAGGUCCUCUUUUGCUUUUUUCCCUCUCCUUUCGAGCUCCAACUCCAUUAUUUAUCGGAGAAUUUUUAUUCUUCUUUUUAA